AUGCAAGAACUUGUGUGGCUGGUGUUAGUGGAUUUCAUAGAAAAGGAAGAUUCAUCAUCAUUAUCGGAAGGAUCUUUUUCAUUCUUUUAUUCAAAAUUGAAAGAAAAGAUGAGCAAGAAAUUUCGUGAUCAACGACCCUUUUCAAUGAAUUUUGAACUGGUUGAAACGAUAGGAGUUGAUGGACAGCAGCAGAACUCCCAUGAUGGUUUUGCCUGUCCAUGGGAUGUAAAAUUUAGUUGUGAGUGUAAUUGUAUCAUGGUGAGCGAUUUUGAUAAUCAUCGCAUUCAAGUCUUUGAUGCCAUCACAAAAGAAUACAAAACAACACUGAUAUUUCAUUCUGAGAUUUAUUACCCACAAUGUUUAUGUAUUGAAAAAGAUUACGACGGAAUUGGAGGUGAAGCAUUACUCCUUGGACAUGUAAACGCAGAUGCAGUAAGGGUUCUUUCCAAAUUUGACUUGAAAAACAUAUUGACCAAUUCAAUACAACAACAACAAGCUGCCACACACGAAUUGUGGAGUUCUAGAUAUUGCUCUCCUGAUGGGAUUGCGGUUUGGAGAAAGACUGAACUGUUAAAGGAUCGAAUUGUCGUCGUAUGUGAUUACAAGAGGCAUGCCAUUUAUUUAUUCGAAUCAAGCACGGGAGAGUUUAUCCAAGAACUUGCAAUUGAUUACCCACUGUUCAAAAUAGAACAUCCAUCGGCUAUUUGCAUUAGUAUGGAUGGUUUGAUGUUUAUUUCUUUCCACACAUUACGAGACAACAUUUUAAUAUUGAGAUAUUCAUACGAAAAAGAAAAAUGGAUAGUCUUAAAGGACCUUUCCAAUGUCAACAACUACUGUAAAGGACCAAAUGGUCUCUAUUUUGAUAAUGCAUCCAGGCGCUUAUUAGUUUGCUUCAGUGAUAGCCAAACUGUACAAGUAUUUUCUGAAGAUGGCACAUUCUGCAAAAUGUUUAAAUUGCCUCAAGAGGAUUUACCUAUACUUUCUGGAAUAUGUGUGUGUGAGUGGACUGGAGAACUUUGCGUGUGUGAUUGUGGAAACCAUAGAUUACAAAUUUAUAAGUGA
This is a messenger RNA of Naegleria fowleri, 1062 nucleotides long. RefSeq lists its product as uncharacterized. The coding region runs from base 1 to 1062 and encodes 353 amino acids. The record is from RefSeq and is a predicted model, not a curated record. Gene Ontology annotation, molecular function: ubiquitin protein ligase activity; protein binding. Lineage: Eukaryota; Heterolobosea; Eutetramitea; Acrasida; Naegleriidae. Gene Ontology annotation, biological process: proteasome-mediated ubiquitin-dependent protein catabolic process; protein polyubiquitination. The transcript has a single exon.